AGUUGUUGUCGUUCCGCCUCCCGCACAGCAGGGUUCGCUCUUCGUCCCUGCGCUUCGCUCCGCUGAAAGCGAACCGUCGUCGACGCGGAACUCGGUGUGUUUACGUCUCGUCCAGUCCGGUGUCCGUCCCCGCCGCUGGCUGUCUUUGUUGGCAGAAAAAGGAGCAGGAUGUGUAGGCUGCAGCUGCUGCGGGUGUCGAUCCGGGAGCGGAUGAGCGCCGCCGCUGAAGCCUUCAUGCUGCAGCUGGAAGAAGAAGAAGAAGGAGCGGCUGAGAUACCGGCGCUGAGAACGCUGCUCACCGAGCGGCUAACGGUGGCCGCGGAGGAGAUCGUCGAUCUGUUUAAGGAAACCGUGGCGGAGUACGAAGAGCGCGUGGAGCGGUCAGAGCGGGAGAUCUGCCGGCAGAGGAGGCUGCUCGAUGCCGUGCUGAAGCCCGAAGUCAGGCUGCACAGAGCAGACUCUCUGCACUCAGAGAUCAUUAACCACAGAGACCUGGAGCCCCUGGCGGAUGCUGCAGACCUGAACCAAUCAGAACCUGAAGAAGUUGACAGCCCCGCCUCCUGCUCAAGGCCUCGUGGCUCCUCCUCACCCUCCCUCCACCAGCCCUCCUCGCCCUCCUCACCCUCCCUCCACCAGCCCUCCUCGCCCUCUUCACCCUCCUUCCACCAGCCCUCCUCCCCCAGCAGCUCAGCGGCACACAGUGAGGGGGAUCCAGACAGCGACUGGACCAGACAGAGCCGAACUCUGAGGUCACCUAGGAAAAAGAGGAAGAGAGGCCGGCCGCCGCUGGCCGGCAGAAACAAACCGCCGCUCGCAGUCACAAACAAACGGAAGCGGUCAGCACCCACUCAACGUUUUAACUGUCAGGUGUGUGGCCGCACUCUGCAGGGUAAAGGCUACCUCCUCAAACACGUUCUGCAGGUCUGCGCCCAGGACAAAGACUGCCGCUGCGGCUUCUGUGGCGAGUGUUUAGACUCCGCCUCCAACCUUGCCAGUCACCUACAGAUGCACCAGGUGAAAAGUAAAACCUGCUCCUUCUGCGGGAAAACCUUCAAUUCCAUUCUGGCACAGGAGCUGCAUGUGCGACUGCACACCGGAGAGAAACCGUACACAUGCGACGUCUGCGGCAAAAAGUUCAGUCAAAGGGGAAACCUGUCGUCACACAUGCGCGUACACACCGAAGAGAAACAGUUCAAGUGUACUGAGUGCAGCCGCGCCUUCUGCCACAUGUCGUCUCUGGAGCGACACCUGCAGGAGCACCGGGAGGAGCAGGGACUGCACACCUGUGGUGUCUGCGGGAAGGAGUUCAUGAAGGCGCACGGCCUGCAGCGACACGUGGCCAAACAUGAGAAGGAACGCGAAGAUAAACCUAAGAGGCUGCGCAGCUCAGAGCCGAGACACAUCUGCAAAGUUUGCGGGGACGUCUUUCAAAGGAGGUCUUACUUGGUGACACAUGUGGAGACUCACCUGCAGGACCCAGACUGUCGUUGUGGACUCUGUGGACACCAGUACGAGUCCCCCGCCAGUCUUUCUGCUCACCUGAAUUCGCACCGCGAUUUCAGCAACACGUGUCACAUCUGUGGGAAGAACUUCCCUGCUCACUCUGCUCUGGAGUUACACUUAAGGGUCCACUCAGGAGAGAAACCCUUCAUCUGCAGCUUCUGUGGGAAAGCCUUCAACCAAAGCGGCAACCUAAAGAUGCACCUGAAGAUCCACACGGGGGAGCGGGCGUUCUCCUGCAGCCUCUGUGGGAAGGGCUUCACUCAGAAAAAUACUCUGGACACACACGUCCGCUUCCACAACAAAGAGAGACGCUUCCUGUGCCAGGUGUGCGGAAAGGGCUUCAUGCAGGACGUGGACCUGAAGAGACACAUCCUGAUCCACACCGGAGAGAAACCAUACAGCUGCACAGUCUGUGGAAAGACUUUCCAGGCCAAACGCUCGCUCAACGGACACCUAAAGGUCCACGUCAUGACUGGGUCCGGGCCAGAUCAGAGCUCAGAGCAGCAGAGGACAGACACUUUCUACUCGGGCUUCAUUCAGCUGUAGGGGCGGGGCUUAACGUUGACUCUGUGUUUGCAUGUUUCCGGUUAGAGAGGAAGGACUAACCUGUUGGUUUAACUGACAAUACAGUUAAUAACAGAACCAUCUGCCGGAGUUCUGACCCUCUUCAGCUUCAUCAUUUCAUCUGUUCGUCGGUGCUGUCCAAUAAAGUUUAAAUCAAAAUGA
This is a messenger RNA of Labrus mixtus (cuckoo wrasse), 2229 nucleotides long. RefSeq names its product endothelial zinc finger protein induced by tumor necrosis factor alpha-like. Lineage: Eukaryota; Metazoa; Chordata; Actinopteri; Labriformes; Labridae. The record is from RefSeq and is a predicted model, not a curated record. The transcript has 2 exons. Gene Ontology annotation, molecular function: RNA polymerase II cis-regulatory region sequence-specific DNA binding; DNA-binding transcription factor activity. Gene Ontology annotation, biological process: regulation of transcription by RNA polymerase II. The coding region runs from base 169 to 2049 and encodes 626 amino acids.